This is a messenger RNA of Dioszegia hungarica, 927 nucleotides long. RefSeq lists its product as uncharacterized. Gene Ontology annotation, cellular component: mitochondrion. The record is from RefSeq and is a predicted model, not a curated record. Bases 1 to 927 code for a protein of 308 amino acids. Lineage: Eukaryota; Fungi; Basidiomycota; Tremellomycetes; Tremellales; Bulleribasidiaceae. The transcript is spliced from 6 exons.
AUGUCUAUCAGAACACUUGCUCAGCCUAUGAGUCGCAGCUUGGCGCAAGCAGGAAAGAAAUCUGUUCCUGCUACCUUUAGGGCAUUCUCGACGUCUCAGGCGGUCCGCGCGGAGACGCCGCCAGAGGAUGAUCCGAAGAAGGGGGGCAAGACUUUUUGGUCUGCCCUUCUAUACGGCUCUGCAGCCGCCAAAUCCGAAGGUCUUACCGCUCCCAAGUCCGCAGCUGCUGCCCAGGCCCACUCGAAACUCAUCGGACGUGGCAAAUACGUGCACGAGGUGGUGACGCACCACAUUCACCCUGCGGCGCGGGAAGCCUACCUCGCUGCAGCGGACAAGUACUACCGUGCGUUGCUGGCGCGUGCGCCGGAAUUUGGAGGGAUCAAAGUGACGGGCGCGUGGGAGGUGGUCGUGGGGAGUGUAGGGGAGUUUGUCCAUAUCUUUGAGUAUGAGGGGUACAAGGGGUUCGAUGAGGCUCAGGCGAGGUUCCGGGGUGAUGAGGAAAUGGCAUCUCUCCAAGCCGCGCUUCUGCCGCAUCUCCAGUCGAGGCAACAUCAGCUCGUAUCGGAAUUCUCAUUCUGGCCCUCGUCCCCUCCGAGGGAUAGUGGCUUCAAGGAUGGCGGUGUGUUUGAGAUGCGGACGUACAGACUGCAUCCGGGAAAGUUGCUCGAAUGGGAGAAUGCAUGGAGGCGAGGUCUAGAGGCUAGGCGGAGGUUUGUGUCCCCGGUCGGCGCAUUCUUCUCGCAAGUUGGGCAGCUGCACGAAGUCCACCACAUUUGGCAAUACCCCGAUAUGGAGACACGGAAAGCCACAAGGGAGCAGGCCUGGUCUGUCGGAACAUGGAGCGACACCGUGCAAGAGACUGUCAAGCUCACUCGCGACAUGAAGACCUCGAUCCUCAAGCCCUUGGCGUGGUCUCCACUCCGCUAA